Messenger RNA from Bursaphelenchus okinawaensis, 1942 nucleotides. NCBI's taxonomy places the organism in Eukaryota, Metazoa, Nematoda, Chromadorea, Rhabditida, Aphelenchoididae. The record is from the annotation of a GenBank genome assembly.
AUGAGCUGGAUUUGGUCGAUUCUCCUCGAAGCGAGUCUCCAGAACUGGGAAACGAAGAGGUUUUUGUCGCUGAUCUACAACACCCUGGAUGCUCCAGCUCAUUUCAUAUUGGAGAGUGAUUGGCAAAGAUUUGGUAUCAUUUUUGCUUCAACUUUUGGCUUCACAUGGGUAUUCAAGAUUCCAUUGUUGUGCAUCAAGUAUGGAGCUUGUAAAUGGUUUAUUGUUUUUGAUUCUUUGAAUUUUAGGUAUUGUUUGUAGGGAAAUGAAUUUUAGGUAUUGUUUGUAGGGAAAAUUUCACGUCCAAAAGCGCCAAGACUUUCUCACGGCAUUUAUAUUGUAGUAGUUGACAAAAAGUUUUACUUACAGGGCUGGGCGGCGUAAGAUAAAUUCACUGAUAAUGUUGGUCGAGGUACAAAAUCAAAAUCAGUUUACUCACAACACUGGGCGGGGUAAAAGUCACAAAAAUUAUCCUUUCAUAUCAAAAAUCUCAUUUCAGUGUCGUUCUUCUCCUUCUACGCACUUGUUCUCCUGGGUUUUCCAGACUGGGACGGUGGAAUUCCUUCACCUUGUGAUGUGAAUAAAAAUUUUCAACGUCUACUAUAAUAUCAGGGCUGAAGAAAAGUAUUGUUAUCAAUUUACAUGUAUUUUCACGUCCAAAAACGCCAAGACUUUUCUCACAGCAUUGAUAUUGUAGUAGGGACAAAAAGCUUUACUCGUAGAGCUGGGCGGGGUAAAAUACCAAAAUAAAUUUUCUCACAGGCCUGGACGGGGUAAAAAAUGAGAAACUAUGUCACCCACCGUUUUGGGAGGGGUAAAUAGCCAAGGAGGAACAUUCUUUUGUAAAAAAACCUUAUUUUAGUGUCGUUCUUCUCCUUCUACGCACUAGUCCUGACGUUUGUCGCUAUUCCCAUGGCUUAUAUCCAACUCUCACUCGGCCAAUAUUCAUCCCUACCUCCGCUUCAACUCUUUACCAGGAGAACGCCGUUAUACAAGGGGCUGGGAGUAUUGUUGACCGUAGUUCGUGUCGCAGUGAUCUAUGUUGUGUUUGAUGACUUUAUGGUACAGGACUUAAUCAACUCGGUUUUUGUGUUGCUACGAACACAUUCUAAUGGAGAGACUUGGGCUGAUUGUCGAUUACCAACCAACUUCUUGAGUAGGUUUUGAUUUUGAAGGUUUUCGUGGUGGGACUGAUACUAGUAUCAUAAUGGUAAUAUAUCAGUACUACACUAGUACUAUGUCAUAACAUAACACCUAUAAAUCGCAACAUACCAUGCUGUAUAUGGCCACAUUUUUAGACUGUUACGACCGGUUGAUCAUUUGCAAAGACAGAUACAGCAACUAUAACUCUUCAGUCUUCUACCAGUACCUCGGCGAAUGUAGAGAGGUGUUUAUUGAAGGCAAACUGAAUCCAAACUACACAUACGAACAAGCCGUGAUCAUCAUGACAUAUGGUCACGCUGCGUUGAGGGAAACACCUAUCGAAACGAAUCUACAUCAGGCUUUGGAUGUAGGUUCAUAUUUGGUCUUUUAUAACAUGUUAAGUCUUGGUAUUGACAUGUCAGUUGUAAUUACACUGGUUUAUUAGGUUGUUCAGAUAAUUUUGUGCCUUUAACAUUGCAGGUUUGCGUUGAGAGGGGCACAGAAUUAUUUGGUCAACCUAAUAGUAUCUCUAUCUUAUAACCUAGCGGCUCCUUAGACUUAUUCAAAAAGUCUUGUCGUUUUUUAUUAUUAAUUUGCACGUAAAAAAGCGACAAGACUUUUUUGAAAGUGUUUUUUUCACAAUUUUUUAAAAUAAUUUUGAUGUUUUUGAAUUCAGAGUUAUCCCAACUUGAUUAUCGUGACAUCAGUCUUGUUCUCCAUGAUGUUCAUGUUGUUCUUCGGUGUUCAUGGAGUGAACAAGCUCGGCUUGGUAGGUGUGAUAUCAAGUACAAUAUCAAUAUGA